AUGGUUCCUUUGACGAUAGUAGAUGGCUCCUUUGACGACCGUGUAUUGCUCCGUGAACUGAUGGUUCCUUUGACGAUAGUAGAUGGCUCCUUUGACGACCGUGUAUUGCUCCGUGAACUGAUGGUUCCUUUGACGAUAGCAGAUGGCUCCUUUGACGACCGUGUAUUGUUCCGUGAACUAAUGGUUCCUUUGACGAUAGUAGAUGGCUCCUUUGACGACCGUAUAUUGUUCCGUGAACUGAUGAUUCCUUUGACGAUAGUAGAUGGCUCCUUUGACGACCGUAUAUUGCUCCGUGAACUGAUGAUUCCUUUGACGAUAGUAGAUGGCUCCUUUGACGACCGUAUAUUGCUCCGUGAACUGAUGAUUCCUUUGACGAUAGUAGAUGGCUCCUUUGACGACCGUAUAUUGCUCCGUGAACUGCUGGCUUCUUUAACCUCCGUUUUGAUGCGGUUUGUGACUGCGUCACUUAAGAAGGUCGCUGGAGGUGACUUCCCCCAUCUGUUAGUGUAUGGUCCAUCAGGGGCUGGAAAGAAGACGAGGAUCAUGUGUAUUUUGAAAGAACUGUAUGGGUCUGGAGUGGAGAAACUCCGCAUUGAACAACAUCACUUUACCACUCCAUCUAAGAAGAAGCUGGAAAUCUCAACAAUAUCCAGUAACUACCACAUUGAAGUUAAUCCGAGUGAUGUUGGUAAUAAUGAUCGCGUAGUGAUUCAGGAACUCAUCAAGACUGUGGCUCAGGUUAAUCAGCUGGAAUCUUCUACACAGAGGGACUUUAAAGUGGUUGUGCUGACAGAGGUUGACCGUCUGACAAAGGACGCCCAACACGCCCUUCGUCGUACCAUGGAGAAGUACAUGGCCACCUGUCGCCUCAUCUUGUGCUGUAAUUCCACCAGUAAGGUUAUCCCUGCCAUUAAGAGCAGGUGUCUGGGCAUUCGCGUUGCUGCGCCUUCAUUGGAUGAGGUGUGUCAGAUCCUACAGAUUGUUUGUAAGAAGGAAGGUCUGAAUCUCCCUAUGGAACUAGCAAAGAGAAUCGCAGAGAAGAGCAACCGUAAUCUCAGACGAGCACUUCUCAUGUGUGAGGCCUGCAGAGUUCAACACUACCCUUUCACCGCUGACCAGGCAGUGAGUGAACCAGACUGGGAGGUCUAUCUGCGCGACACUGCACACAUGAUCGUUCAACAACAGAGUCCUAAAAGACUGUUUGAAGUGAGAGGUCGACUUUACGAGUUGCUCACCCACUGUAUUCCAGCUGACAUCAUUAUGAAGGGCUUAUUACAAAACUUGAUCAACAGCUGUGAUGGUGAGCUGAAGACAGAGGUGAUUCAGACAGCAGCGUACUAUGAGCACCGUCUACAGCUUGGUCAGAAGGCCAUCUACCAUCUUGAGGCAUUUGUAGCCAAGUUUAUGGCCAUCUAUAAACGUUUCCUUGAGGAAGGCAUAGCAGACAUUUUCUGAAGUGUUAUUGACAGAAUACACUGGACAUGCAAUAUUUAUGUAAUUGACGGUCUGAAGUCGCUUUUGAGAAAUGUGCUAGUGUUGAAGUAGAGACACUGAAAGACAGGUGACAGAGUCAAAUGUCGGCAAGGAUUUGAAAAUUUUGUAUUAAUUAGAUAUUACCAAUUGAAAUUUAACUGUCAUAUGAAUAAUUGUGAUUGUUGAAUAUUUGUUAAUAAAGUAAGGGGAGAUGUGAA
Molecule: messenger RNA, 1691 nt
Organism: Mya arenaria
Lineage: Eukaryota; Metazoa; Mollusca; Bivalvia; Myida; Myidae
Product: replication factor C subunit 3-like
Exons: 9
Coding region: 1-1455 (484 amino acids)
Biological process (GO): DNA repair; DNA-templated DNA replication
Cellular component (GO): nucleus; DNA replication factor C complex
Molecular function (GO): ATP hydrolysis activity; DNA binding; DNA clamp loader activity
Source: RefSeq, a predicted model, not a curated record